Molecule: messenger RNA, 14876 nt
Organism: Schistocerca gregaria
Lineage: Eukaryota; Metazoa; Arthropoda; Insecta; Orthoptera; Acrididae
Gene: Dora
Product: zinc finger SWIM domain-containing protein 8 homolog
Exons: 25
Coding region: 408-6257 (1949 amino acids)
Cellular component (GO): Cul2-RING ubiquitin ligase complex
Molecular function (GO): zinc ion binding
Source: RefSeq, a predicted model, not a curated record
CGUCUGUAGAUUCUAAACAAUCAAUGAUGAUGGCAGCAGAGUAGUGGGCGCCAUAUUUGUUGUUGUCGUCGGUGGGGGUAGGCCGAGCUGGUGCAGAAGUGCUGGGAAGGAGUGGUUGCGAGGGGAGCGUUGGUGAGGGUGGAUUAGAGCGCUGUUGUGUGAAACUGGUGAAAGAACUUGCGUUAGUCGAUUUCCGUGUGUGCUUUGUUGUGUUUUCAGUUUACGUCUUGUCUUAUCAUUAUAAGUAGAACAUGAAUUAUCAGUGAUCAGUUAAAUCCAGCCCCGCGAGUGAUUAGCUUACUGAGGAUUGGAGGUAGAUGCCAGGUUUUGUAUCUUUGUUGUGAAAUAAACCAGCCACCAAGCUGGCUGGCAGUCCAGUUGUGUCGGGGGUCGAUGACCCCCGUACGAUGCUGGACUGGGAAGAGGGGGAUAGAUUUUCUUUCGAGGAUUCUGAUAGGUUCGAAGAGGAUUCACUGUGCAGUUGGAGCAGUGAACCCGAAUCAUUGUGCAACAAUUGGAGAGGAUGGAAGAGACCAACUUUAGGAUCUGGCACUUUUGGAUUGUUGAAGAGGACACCAGAAGAUGCUACUGGAUUCCAAGUGCCGCCGUUAGCUGAACUGUCGGCGAGAUGUGUCGCAGCACACAUACCUUUCGAGCUGGUGGAGCACGUUUUCCCGCCAGUACCCGAACAGCUGCAACUCCGCAUUGCCUUCUGGAGCUUCCCCGACAAUGAGGAGGACAUCCGGCUGUAUUCUUGCUUAGCAAAUGGCAGCGCCGACGAGUUCCAACGUGGCGAGAACCUGUUCAAGAAUCGUGCAGUUAAGGAACCCCUACAGAUAGGUUUUCAUUUGAGUGCGAGUGUGUGCCCACCCCAGAGUGUCGGGCAGGUCCGGGCGCAGUACAAUGUUGCAGUGACGUUUGACCGGAGGCGCAUCACUUCCUGCAACUGCACCUGCUCUUCAACUGCAUACUGGUGUUCGCACAUUGUGGCUGUGUGCCUCCACAGGAUACAUCUGCCCAAUCAAGUAUGCCUGCGGGCUCCAGUGAGUGAGUCAUUGUCACGGCUGCACAGGGACCAACUCCAGAAGUUUGCUCAGUAUCUCAUCAGCGAGCUGCCGCAGCAAAUACUCCCGACUGCACAAAGGCUGCUGGAUGAGCUGUUGUCAUCACAACCAUCAGCCAUCAACAGUGUUUGUGGAGCUCCUGACCCUACUGCAGGCGCAUCAGCAAAUGACCAGACAUCAUGGUAUCUUGAUGAGAAGACACUUCACGACAACAUCAAGAAGAUUCUCAUAAAAUUUUGUGUGCCAGCUCCAAUAGUAUUCAGUGACGUGAACUACUUGAGCACUACAGCUCCUCCGGCAGCAGCAGAAUGGAGCAGCUUGCUGCGGCCACUCAGAGGUCGCGAGCCCGAGGGGAUGUGGAACCUGCUGUCGAUUGUUCGGGAGAUGUUCAAGAGGAACGACCGCAAUGCUAUCCCAUUGCUCGAAAUUAUAACUGAGGAGUGUGUUGCGUGUGAACAGAUUCUUGUGUGGUGGUUCAAUACAAAAGUAGCACUCCACAAUGGAAGUUCGGGGCACGGAGGAGGAAAACAUGGCAGUGUGAACAGUAAUAGUCACACAUCACAACAUGCAUGUUCUUCCCUGUGCGAUGAGAUUGUCAUUCUCUGGAGGUUGGCAGCUCUCAACCCUGGGCUGUCUCCUGAAGAGAGGCAACUGCUUCAUGGACAGUUCUCCGAUUGGCAUCUCAAGAUUAUUGAAAAGGUAACAAAGAGCCGUGGUGCCGCACUUGCAGGCCCACAAGGUCUGACAGGAAGUGGGCCAGGGACCCACAACAGAAAUGCCAACAGCUUCCGCAAUGAUGUGGAAAUAUUCUCGGGCUUCAAGCCAGCCAUUGAAGCGUGCUACCUGGAUUGGGAUGAUUACCCUCUGCCUGGCAUCACAUACCAGGGGGGCGUCAGCCUCUUCUACAGGUGUCCCUUCACAUGCUUCAGGCAUGCCGGAGACCAGUCUCGCUCUGACCAUGUUGUCAACCAGGUGAACUCCUCACAAGCGGUUUUGAAUUGUGAACAUCCAGCUCAGCCAUCACACCAUCACCACCACCAUCACCAUCGACAUCACAACAACUUGAACCAGUUCCUCCCCGUCCCACAUACACGGCCACACGUGAGCUGCCAUGGGGGCUCUCGCUCUUCCACGUGUCUGACUACUAUCGACUUCCCAUAUCGAGAGCGUAGGCGGCACCACUCUCGUCAUGAUUUUGGUGGCCACAUUCCAAAUGUUGAUAUGGUGGUACGGUUUCAUCGUAUUGUACAUGGACUUGGGUCACCAGCAGAUGGUGAUGACACACGUGAUGGAAACCGUUCAAGUGUUAGUAGUGAAGGUUUCUGUGAAAAUGACCCGGAUGGUGACAUGCUGAUGGACAGCAGUGUGCUAAUGAGACCGGAACUCCGUAUGCCUGCAAUGUGUGGUGUCGGGGACACAGACUCUCAGGAGGGCGGCAGCAGCGACUCUGCCAGCAGCAUCGGGAGUGGCGUACAUGCAGCAGUAAGAGGUAUUCCUGUGGCUGGCAAUGAGGCAACUAGUCACAGAAUUUCAUCGCACCUCUUGCAAAGUGGUCAUGAUUCAGUGUUUGACCUUCCCGACCUAGAUAUGGCACGUCACACCACUGUUUCACCUCGCCGCGAUACUGCAGAUGCUGAUUCAGACACUUCUGCGGGUGGUAUUUCGCCCUCCGAAGACAUAGAAGGAUUGCGGAGGCCGUCCAAAGAUGGAUCAUUUUCUUCGUCAAAUUCUGACUCCCAGCAGUCUGGAGACGAGUAUAACCUUUAUUAUUAUGAUCCUAAGGCUUUAACUGCUGGCUCGAGUAAUAAUGCAAAUGAAAAUUCCAAGUCUGCAGGGAAGAAUGAUCCUGUGGUACCUGCUUCAGUUUUUUCAAACUUGAGGAAGACUGAGGAUCCCUGGGACAUCCUGUUUGCUAGAGCAGAGGGUCUACAUGCACAUGGACACGGGAAAGAAGCCUGCACUCUAGGUGUGCGCCUCGCAGAGGAACUUCUCGCCAACCCUCCGGACCUCAUGAUAGAGUUGCCACCAAUGCCCACAAAAGGGAAGAGAAAGAAGCAACAAAUAAAUCCUGUGUCUCAUCAAAUAAGCUGUCUAGCAUCGGCUACACUAGCUAAGUGUGCCUUCCUGUGCACAGUACUGGCAGAAAAUCUGGAACAUUCCCACCUGGCAUUCAGGGUGGGUUUGUUCGGACUUGAAAUGGCUCGUCCACCGGCAAGCACCAAGCCACUCGAAGUGAAACUAGCAAAUCAGGAGUCAGAAUUAGUAAGUCUCUUGAAGCGCAUCCCUCUAGGAGCUUGGGAACUUAAAAUUAUUCGGGAACGUGCAGAGCAACUAAAAGACGGAACAUUGCGAUCUCGUGGGGAAGCUCUGCUCCCAAUCAUGCUUGCCAGCUAUCUUUUUGAUGUGCUUGUCAUGCCAGGAGGACGGGAAGUGAGGUGUCAGUUGCAGAAUCAGUCACUGCGGUUGCCAACAGAUGAGACUCUGGGUUUUGAGGCUGCAGUUGCUGCUCUUGGUUUGAAAGCUAAUGUGUCGGAGGCUGACCACCCACUCCUCUGUGAGGGAACUCGAAGACAGAGAGGUGACCUUGCAAUUGCACUUCUGGUCCAUUACAAGGAUGAUCCAAACAAGAUUUCCAGAAUAAUGGACAAGCUUUUAGAUAGGGAAGUUCAUCAGUUGGUAAAAACUACCAUCCAUGCGUCUUAUUAUUCAAACAAUCCACCUACCAGGAGUCAUUUGAGCAAGGUUUCGGGUCGAAGAAAAGAAGAACAGAGCUCAGCAGAACCUCCUCUAGGGGCAGUAGUCAAUUCUGUUGGGACUUCAUCAGAUGGCUUGCUUCCAGAUGUUGCCCCUGGCUGUUCUGGCAGUCGUCCACACAGCGCAACAAGUGCGGAGUUGGAGCAGGCAAUGUCGGGACUUUGCAUUAGUAGUCCUCCAAACCCCAUGCCACCACCUCGUACAAAGGAGUCGCGGUACAAGGGCAAGCGUGCAUAUCCGUCCGUCCCGAACCAGCCAUCUGAAGCUAGUGCUCACUUUAUGUUCGAACUAGCCAAGACAGUUUUGUUGAAGGCUGGCGGCAACAGCAGCACGUCACUCUUCACUCAGGCUUCCACGUCACAGAAUCAUCAUGGCCCACACCGUGUGCUUCAUAUAUGUGCAUUCCAGCUGGGUCUUUAUGCACUUGGACUUCACAACUGUGUGUCACCAAACUGGCUCAGCCGCACAUACUCUUCACAUGUCUCUUGGAUAACAGGUCAGGCCACAGAGAUUGGAGCACCAGCUAUUUCCUUCUUAAUAGACACGUGGGAAGGCCACCUUACACCACCAGAAGCAGUCAGUAUUGCUGACAGAGCUUCCCGCGGUUGUGAUGCCAACAUAGUACGGGCCGCAGCGGAGCUUGCGCUGUCCUGUUUGCCCCAUGCACAUGCACUCAACCCAAAUGAAAUACAGCGAGCUAUAUUGCAGUGCAAGGAGCAGAGUGAUCAGAUGCUCGAGCAGUCCUGUCUUACUGUUGAAAAUGCGGCAAAAGGUGGUGGUGUGUAUCCUGAAGUACUGUUUCAGGUUGCAAAGCACUGGUAUGAACUUUACAUGAAGCACUCCCCUGGCACAGGAGACCAGCCUACUGAGGCCGAAGUGCAGCCAGAGCCCCUGCAGUUGGAUCCUAAAGGCCUGGUAGCCCUCGUAGAGGCGCAGCAUGCGGCUGCAGCCACCGCAACGGCAGUUGUUGUGACUACAGCUGUGCCCCCGCCCUACCCGGCUCCACCGCCUCAUCCCGUGACGACUCUGGCUCCACUGCCGUAUGCCGCUGUUGCGCCCUAUGGGUUCGUGCACCACCACCGACACAACCAUGCCCGCGCCCACACGUUCCACCCACGAGCGGUCGCCUUGCCACCUCCCCCACACUUGCAGAUGUAUCUCGCACAGCCUCCGGCAGCGGCCGCAGCUGCUGCUGCUGCCUUCCAGCAGCACAGAGGAGCUGCUGCCACAGCACCACCUGGAGCUCCAACCCCUCUGCAGUACUAUGGUACUGCUGUAACACUGGCUCCGGCACCGACAACCGCCGGUGCCGUGGGUGUCCGUGUUGCUGUGACUGGCACUCCGGCAGCUCCACACCACCAUGUAUAUUCGGCUGCCAUUCAGCAGGUAACCAAUGGCGGAGCAGCGGUGAUGGUAGCGAGUGCGCCACAGCACCAGCACCAGCACCAGCCACAGCCGCUGCCACAUGCGCAGCAGCAACAGCAGCAGCAGGUGCAACACCAGCAACAGGCACAGCACCAACAGCAACAAGCGGCGCAGCCACCUGCCACCCAGGCGCAUGGCGUUCAGGUCCUGCUGGCCGGGGCCCCGACGCCAGCCGCAAUGGCAGUUGCUGCUGCGCCCCAACAGCCACAGCAGCAGAUGCAGCUGUCACAGCAGCAGCCGGCCAUGAUGCCCGUACAGCAAGUUGUCCGACCUGCACCGUCCCCACCGCAGCAGCCUCAGCAGGUUCACAGGCAGCAGCAACAACAGCAGCAGCAGCAACAACAACAACAACAGCAGCAGCAGCAGCAGCAGCAGCAGCAACAACAACAACAACAGCAACAGCAGCAACAACAGCAGCAGCAACAGCCUCAACAACAGCCUCAGCAACAGCAGUACUCACAGGUGCAGUUGCGCUACCUUUUGGCAGCAUACCGUGUGGGUAUGCUGGCGCUAGAAACACUAGCACGGCGAGUUCACGAUGACCGGCCGCAAGCAAAGUAUGCUCGCAACCCUCCGUAUGGUGAGGAUGUCAAGUGGCUCCUUGGUAUUGCCAAGAAACUAGGAACACAAUACUUACACCAGUUUUGUAUAUGUGCCGUGAAUAGUAUUGUCAGUCCAUUUGUACUGCAUGAUGUGGCCUUGGAGGCUGCACAUUAUCUCGCUCGUAACAACCCGAGCCUCAUAAUGCAGCAUUUACGUUCUGCACUUACUCCACUUGUCCAGAAGUGCCAACAGAUGUAUAUUCAAUGCAUGCAUCAGAAACUUUAUCAUCUGACCGCAAGUGACUAUGAAGAUUUUGUUAAUAUUGUUUGCUCAGCAAGAGCUGCAUUCCAGAUUACACCUGAUGGCAAUACUCAGUUUAAAGAGUGGUUGCAGUCAAUACGAAGGUCUAAAUCUUGUAAGAAAGACCUGUGGGCACAGAUCAAUGCUGCAUUGCAAGCCAACAGCAAAUGACAAAGGCCAGACCUAGGUGCCCACUAUUCUUCUAGCAGCAGUCCCAGGAGUGGAAGCCCACAGUGUUCUGCCAUACUGCAGCUUGAGGCUCCCCCUCGGGACAUGUUUCCCUCUGUGAUUUCAAAUGCCACUCUCACUCAGGAUGGAAAUGGUAAUGCUACCAUUAUUACGGGCACUGGUGGUGCUUUGCAUAGAUUCCCUGGUACAGGAAUCACACUCACCGUGGGAGAAGGGUUGGCAGUGCGGUGGGAUAAUGGGCGUUUCUGUGUUACCGAGAAUGGGACACCGAGAGAACGGCAAAUCUUGUGGAAUGAGGAAUGUGGCAGAUAAUUGUGUAAAAGUCUGUACUAGUUGAUUUUCUAGUUGCUCUUUGAACAAAUUUGCCAAUUCUUUGGACAAAUGUGCAGUUCCUUUCCUUUCUUGUAAUUUCUUUUUACAAACUGCGAUGUAACUGUGUAGUAAUCAUGUUGAAUGAUUUAGUGAUUAAUUUUUAUCUCUUUUGUAGCUGUGUGUGGAGACAAAAGAUAAAGAGAAAUGUCUGACUUUUUGAAGUCAUUAAGGAAAGCUUUUCAGUAGUGAAGUUUUGUGGUGUCUUGCAUGUAUAUGAUAUAAUACAACCUAAUUUUGUUGAACUAAGAAAUUAAAAUCAUUUGUGUUUUUUUUCUUUUUUUCAUUGUGUGUUCUCUCUUCAUUGGACUUACUGUAAUUUCUACAUUAAUAAUUCAUUUCAGUCUUUGCAUUAGGACACUGUCAAUUAAAAACUCAGUACUUUAGUGAAAAUUACAUUUGAAUUUAUUUAUGGAAUUUGUGUGUUAAUUGAUACCACGUGAGAAUUUCUCAGCCUUACAGAACUGUUUCCCUCUCAUUCUCGAUUCAUUUCUUCCUUCUUCUCCUCUUUCCCUUUUUCAUGUGCACUUUCGUGAAAUGUAAUCCCCCUCCCCCAAGUCUUUGUUGUUGCCGGCAGUUGUGUUCAGACUCAUUCACUCUCGGUAAAUAAUGGGAAGUUCAUAUUUCAUUUGUAAGUGUUCAGCAUUUAGAGCAGCUCUAGUUAUCUUCAUUCUGCAUGUCUUUCUUAUGAUAAAUUGUUUGUCAGAUUGCUCUUUCUAAAUGAGUUUCUUAUCCAUUUGUAAUGUGCAUUCUUGUAGUGAGUCAGUCCUACCAAAUUUGUUAUUGAGGGCAGCAGUUUCAUUAGAGUUGAACUAGAUAUCUACUCUUGAUAAUUUUAUAAAACUGUACUAGACAUACAAAACAUUGUAUUGCAACACCAAGCAUAGAAAAAGGAACAAAAUGAAAUGAUUGAUAUUUCAACAAUGCAGUUUUCAUUUACAUGCAGCGGUGAAUUACUCUUUGCAUUUAUUCUUCAUCCUUUACAAAAAAAAAAAAAAAAAAGCCUGAUGUUCCUAAGUACAGAAUACAUUACUCAUAUCUGUCAUAUCAUCUACAGUUCAGAAGUAAAAUUUUACAGGCCGUAAAUCUUGUGCUUGGAUUUAUUGUGAACUGGAGCAUUUUAUUAUUUGCCUGUGAGGAGACAGCAGAGUAUGUUGAAGAUGCAUUGAUAGUUUGCUGGAAGUGAGAAUUCUUUCCUUGUUUAUUCAGUGAAUACAUGUUUUCCAAACUCAACUGUGGUUUGCCCGCAAUAGAAAGUUGUUCAUAUGCUGUUUGUAUCCAAAAGGCUUGCAUGAGGCUGGUAGCUGUAUGAAAUGUGUUUCUUUUCAAGACAGUUGAAAUACAAUCGGCAUAUAAAUGAGUAUGAGUAUUUUCAGUGUGCAUUAUCAAACUCUGUGCUGUAAUGCAAAUUAAGAUGUAGAUGAUCAUGGAUAAGGCAUUUAUUAACUUAAAAUUGUAGUUCAGCCACCACAUUUAUGUACUCAGAAUGGCUGAAAUGUAGAAUAUAUUCUUGGUCUUACUCCUACUCCUGCGUAAUUAGAGGGCUGGACAAUUUUUUUUUAAAUAGUUCUGAAUCACAUGACUGCUUUAUAUUUUUACACAAACAACUCCUUGCAAAGGAAGAGGCAGCUUAAGCACAAGCGAAAAAUCUGACUUCUGGUUUAAGAUUCAUAUCAACUAGUAAUUAUACAGGAAACUACAUGAUUGUUGCUACCAGCAACAUUAUGAAAAGAAUGUUGAAGUAAAGUGUAUUUGCAUUGUGCUGGUCUCAUGGACCUCCUUUUGUCAUUCCAAAUGUGUAUUAGCAGAAGCAAAUUUCAUUUCAUGCUUGGCAUAAUGUUGACUAUAAAGGGAAAAUUGUCUUUUGUGUUUGUUUUCAAAAUUGUGGUUGGUGUAAUGUUUAUAUGUGAUUCCCAAUUCCCUGUUUCAGAGCCAUUUAUUCAAAUUCUAAGGCAGAUUAAUUUAUUUAGUAAUUUUAAUGAAACUGCAUUCAGGUCCUUUAUAUCUUAAUUUUGUAAAUUAUUUUCUUUGAAAACUUUUUAAUUUGCUGACAUGUUGACACACCAGAAAGUGUCAUGCAAGAGAGACGAUUCUUCACAUGUUGGACUUACCUAUCCAUUUUUAAAUCUUCAUUUACUGAUCUUAUACACAAUGUACUUGAGAAUGAUGGAACAUUAGUUCAAAUUUCUUCAUGAAAAAUGAGAAACCUACCAAAAAAAAAGAAAAAAAGGAAGUACAGGAGAAGACGGUGCAAAAAAACAAUAUGCAUCUGAAGCUCCCAGAACCACUGCUUCAUUAGUACCGAAGGGAAAGAAAACAGUAGGGGUUGAGAAUUCUGAAUGGUUUUAACACAUUUUCAUUUCUUCCUUGUCAUUUUUCAAUAUACCAGAUGAAGGUGUAUUUCAGAUUUCUAUCCGAAUUCCCAUAUUUGGCAGUAAGCACUACUUCAGAUCUGUGUUCAGAGGUUUUAUCUUUUUGAGAAUUUUUUGCAUUUUAAAACAAUUGCUCAGAUUUUCUUUGUGAGUAGGUUUUAUAUGGCAGGUGCUCCAUUAUAAGAUAACAGUAGCAGUUAUGAAAGAAACAAAAACAAUAACAGUCCCUAUAUUGCUUUCAGUUUUCAUCGUCAAAUGCUCAAGCCUUACUGUUUAUUUCAUAUAUAUUCAUUCGGUUUGUAGAUACAUUUUUUAAAAAUGGCCUCUGCUCCAGCACAUACACAGCUUUCCUUCGCAAGUUACGUGGUAGCUGAAAAUUACUGUCAAGUACUAAAUUGAAAAUUAUUUUACAGUCUAAUUCCACCUACUUCAAAGGAUGAUGCAAAUAGCAGUUGACACUCAGUAUUUACAUGGGAGUGUAUGUCUGAUAACCUUCAUGUGGUAUUGUUCAGCUCCAUGUUAAAGCCACUUUCUCUUUUCCUUUCCUUUUCUUUAAAAAUUGUCUGUUGUAACCACGGACAAUUCUUGUAAACGUAUGCUGUUGCUGUUCGGGCAGUGCCAAUGUGAAUGUGACCAGAGAUUGUUGUUCCCCUAUUAACAUCUGAUAUGAAAUGCUACAUGUUAAGUAUAAUCCUGUAAUUAUCUGCAAAAUUGAGGUAGUUAUGGUAUUCUCAUAAUUUCAGAGUUUAUGAGAAAUGCAUGGCAAGAUAUAGUUACUUAAGUCACCACUUCAUGAUGAUAAAAAUUAGUUAUAUUAAAUAUGAUAAUGUAGUGAUAAGCAGUGUGUGUAAUUCCAGGAAUUUUAAGUGAAAUUGCUAGCUGCUGCAUGGCAGACGGAUAGAUACAUUUCUGUAUGUAUAUAAUUUAGUCAAGGGAAGCAUUCUGUGUAUUUUUGUGACUGGUACUGUUUAAUUACAAAUUGUAUCUGCAUGGUAAACUGAAUUGUGAAAUACGGGUAAAGCCAUGGAAAGAUAUUAUUUAUUUCGCAUAGAUUUCAGUUCGCUUAUAUUAUUUCUGAAUUAUCUGCAGGGUAGUAUUUUUAUUAGAUAAUCAUAAUAAAGUCUAUUCCACCCUCAGAGUGAUUCUGGGGUGAGGAAUAGUUUCAUUUCUGAUCGUUUUAUCAUGCUGGCAUGACUUAACAACCAUCUUUGCUUAUUCCAUGCUUAAAGCAUUGUGGCUUAAACGAUAGUAUAAAACUGUAUUAAAUGAGCAUUAAAGCUGACAUCAGGUUUUAGCAACAACAUUAUCUUUUUUUUAAUUAGAAAGUAUGAUGUAGAACUGGAUUAUAACUGUCUUGUAAUUGUUGAGGAUAUUUAUUAGUACAGAGUAAACAUACAGAAGUUAAAUGGAUAUAUUUUUUCACUGUCACUAUAUUAAGAAGCAGGUGCACUGGUUUUUCAGCUUUUCAUUGCUCUAUUCUAAAAAAGUGAUAUUGAUUUUAUGAGUGGGUUGUGAUCAUAAAAUAUUUAAGUUCAUUACCUGUGCUCAUUUCAUAGUUUUACCUGCAAAUAAAAUUAGUUACUAUGUUGUUCUUUUACAUAGACCUUUACUAUUAUUAGCAGACUGCUUCUGUGACACUACACGAGACAUAGCUUUGGUAUUUACUGAUUCUGUAAUCAUAUUUUUGCUACUGUUUCUUGCAACAGAAUGAAAUGGUUAAAGAGGAACAAAUUUACCAAUACUCCUUAUGUUUUCCUCUGUAUUAAUGAGGAAUGUUUUCUUUAGUGUUCAACAGCAGGAAAAGAAAGACUGUAUGUGUCAGUUCCACAAUGGGAAGCAAAUUAAGUGUGAUUUGGUAUCACUUCAUUUUACAUUUUUCUUCUGUGAGGACAUUUGCUACAGUGAGCUUCAUUCUCUACAUCCUAUAGUACUUCAAUAAAUACCACUGCACCUGCAGUUUUUAUAUUAAAAUAAAAAGGAAAAUUUCCUGUCAUCUAUUUAUGAAAUGAAAAUUUUUAAGGUUACAAGAAAUAAAACACCCAUUAUUUAUCUGAGCCUCUUGUCCAAUAUGGAAGUGUAGUCAAUAGGCUGGAAAUUUAGCAGUGUAAGAAUUAGCGGUUGAUGUAUUCUGAAUAUAUACAUUUUUAAAAACGUGAUUUUGAAAUGUGUACAGUAGUAAGUUAUCAUUGUCUUAUCAGUACAUCAGUUUGGUCAGUGUUUUGGUUUUGUAAGUAGCACAUACACAAACAUGGAAACAGUACUGUGAGCUUCCAACUGUUAACUAUUGUUUGUUUGACAGAUCUUUAUUUGAUGGUUUUAUUUUUGUAAGUCAGUACUGAAAAUUACAUAUUGGUAACUUUUUUUUAGCAUAUGUAUGAAGUUAAAGGAAGAAAAUUUAUUCUAUCUGCACUCUGUUACUUAAACCUGCUGUUGUUUUGAAAAUGGAGACCAAGUGACGAAUGCAUGUUAACUUUGAAUGAGUGUAAAUGCGUGUAUAUAUAUUUUAAGGUGAUUCUUACCUUCACAGUUUAGCUCCUCAUGAGUUUUCAUUUAUUUUGGAAUGUAGUAAAAGAAGAUAUGAAAAUUUCAGGUAUUUUUAAAACUGUUCUAGGUACCACAAGUGAAUCUGUGGUUCUUAUUGUAAAAUGUAGAUUAAUAUUGUUCAGAUAUUAGCAGAUACAAAUGCAACAACACAUUUCAAAGUCAUGUUUGAACUGUGUUGUUUGUAUUGUUGUGGGAAUUGACUUAUUCCUUCAAAGCUGUUCAGCUAAUGCUUUAGUUGAAAAUGCUUCUAGGUGAGUUUAAUAAAUGAGGAAUAUAUUUUCAAAUUAUUUAACAAAAUGGAACAAACGUUUAUUGGUAGCUACACAGUGAUUAUAUCAUGGUUAUAAACCUCUUUACACACCCAGUUUUCUAUGUAGAAAGCAUAAAAAAGUGUAAUUUUUGAUUUUUAUUUCAUUUUGAAAAGGGGGGCAUGCAGUGAAUAAACCAUUCAUCUUUUAGUGGUUGGAUUCCCCAAAUCCAGCAAAAACUAUGUCUGUAUGCAUGGAACUGUAGUUGCAGACAUUAGCUUCAAGCAGACAUCACAGUAGUGCAACAAUGUUCUAUAUAAAGUAUAAAUUAAGAUUUUUUUUCACUGACUUUCAGACAUAAAACAUUUUUUACUAUUAGUUUACACUUACCAGUGUCACAUUUUUCAAGCACAGUAAAUCUUUCAUGCAUUCCAGCAUUGAUUAUGUUGAAUAUAACAAUUAUUGACAAGUCUGGAAAUCCUACAGAAACAGCUUGUGCAUUAAUAUGGUUUUAGUACCACACAAAAAAAGUUUUUGUUCUAUUGGAAAGUAGAUUUAAAUUGAAAAUGUCUUGUUUUCCUGUACACAUUAUAUAGUUACCUACAGACAAGGUAUACAUUUCAGACCCCUUAAGAAAUAUUCCAUGAGCUGCUCUUCAUAUUAUUUUUGUUUUGUUUCAGUGCAAUUCUUUUAAAUCUAUGAGACUUGCUUUAUUUACUUUCUCUUUGUGGCUCCAUAUUUAACCUGUUUUUUCUGUUGUUGCUCACAUUUCUUUCUACCUGAAAGCUCUACAUGGAAGGAAUAAGUUUGGUCCCAUUGGCCAUGUCUUUAAAUGUUUAGGUGUAAGUCUAGGUUACUUAAGAAGAGUAAAAUCACUUCUGAAGAUGAACAGUAGGUUUCUGCUUGGCAGUAUGCAGCAUUGACAAUCGUCCUCAUUGCAGUUGCUAUCACUGCAUCUUCUGGCCUCACCAGUGCGACUGCAUUUCAUAGUUACUUUUUGCAACAUUUGACGAGUUGUUUUACGCAUUUGUAUUUCGUUCAUAUUAGCGGACUCUGAGUUUGACACUGCAUGCAGCAGUGUAGGAAGUAGGCUGAAACUUUAUUCAAUGUGUCAUGAUAUAUUUGACAGUAAUUUAGGCAUGUAUGUGUCACAUCAGUUCUAAUCUAAUAUUGGGAAGUCCUGUCUCAAAUACAAAUAAAGGAAGGAAUAAAGAUAACUAUCCACCAUUUAGUUGAGAUGUUGAGUGGUAGGCAGGCAUUUUAAACAGGAUUCUUUGGAAGUUUUGGCAAGAGUUAAGUGUCCUACCGCAUUGCUUUACACCACACACACACACACACACACACACACACACACACACACACACACACACACACGUACUACUAGUGCUACUAAUAUUUCUACAUUGUCAUGCAAAGGGUCUUUCCCUGUGCGUGUGUGCAUGCGUGUGCGCUCUUCCAGAAGGCCUUGUUUAUGUGCUACCACCUGUUCACUGGUCAAUGGUUCAAAUAAACUGAGUGGUUACCUUUACUCUUUUCUUCAUUUGCCACUUUAUUUUCCGUUUUGUGGUGUUGUGUACUAUUCACACAUAUGCUAAAUAUGAAAUUCAGUUCAGUGGCUAAGUAAUAUGCUAGAAGAAAAAUAAUGUUUCGGUUUCAGUUUGUGUAUUAUGUCUAGUAAAAACACAAAACUGUGAACACUCAAACUGUGAGUUAGAUUAGUGUAUGAAUUUGCAAUUUUACAUAUCACUGUUUAUUGAGAUAGUAAUAUCAUAAGGUUUGGGAGCACUUUACAAAAUACAAUUCUGUCUGAGAGAUUUUCUCUGAGAAAUGCAUAAAAUGGUGAGGCUUGUAAAUUUUCUGUCCAGUUGAAGUAAAUAGCUCAGUUAUUCUGCUCAAUUACAUGUAUUAUUUAUAAUUGUAAAUGCCAUUUUAUAUUUGCUCAUCUGAAAUGUAAGGAAGCAUUGUGCAGAUGUCAGUAGCUUUAAAUGGAGUCUGUAUACAAUUAUAAAAAUUAUAACUGUUUCAAGAUUUACUAUAGUUUUAAUGGAAGUUAUGUUGAUUAUGUUUCAUCAAUUUAAGUAUUCCUCCUCAUAUUAGAAUUACAUUUCAGAAAGCAUUGUUACUUAUUUCCAGUUCAGUUAAGAUUUACCUCCAUUGACAGAUUUUCAUGUAAUGUGAAUGUAUAUGUUAUGAAGCAACAAAUCUAUAAAAAAUAGGCUGCCUUUUAAAUUUAUUGUUGCCUGAUGAUCAUAUAAAAUUAUAAAUCCUUGUUUUGUGUACUUAAAUGAUUUGUGACAUAGCAUUUGUUUACAUUGUAGUAAUUACAUUUAACGAUUACUGUGAAGUUUCACAUCAGCUGGAAUGUUCUAAAGACUGAUUGUUACUUACUUACAUCAUUCUAGCAACAACCAAAACAUUGUGUAAGAAUAAAAUGUAAUGAACUGAUCACACAAGAUGUGCGAAAUGCCAUUCCUCUGGUGAAAUACAGAAUGGCUUACAUUCUUUUAAAGGGGAGAUUUUAAAGAUGCCUAUAGUCUGUGUAGGCUUUAAAUUGUGUGUAGACGUUUCAUUUAGUGAGAAGUGUUUUACAGCAUACUUUAAUAGCAAAAACUUAUGGGACCUGAUACUGCUGUAAUCCACUUUUGAUUAGCAUGUACUCAUUGCAGGAAUUUGCUAUGUUAGUUCUGGAAUUCACUCUGUGAACUGUCACCAAGCCUGCAAUUUUGGUCUCUUUGACCACAAUUCUCAACACAAAUAUCGGCACUGUAUAGACUACUUUUGUGCUGUAUUUGGACUGUAUGUGAUAGUGAAUGUUGCCUUCCUUUUGGGACAGUGCUCAAGUUUAACCAUCUACGCACCGGAAAUCACCCCUGAGAACUGCCUGCAUGCUGCCAAACAGUGUACUGAACACAGUGAGGUUUUGUGGUUAUUAUACACUGUCAGCAUAUUUUUGUCCAUUUUUUCAUGUAGACUAGCAAUUUUUUUCAACUUUAAGUAGUUACAUUUAAAGAAAAUGUUUAAAAAAAAAAGAGGAAAAAUAAAUUGAAGAAAAUGCUAGAAAGUGAAAA